UAUUUAGCCGUGCAUCUAAUCCUGGAUUAAUCUGUCUUCCUCGACAUUUUGUUUCGGCAGUGAUGAGUUGGCCCGAGCAAGUGGUUAGAGUUCAGUCUCUGUCAGAAAGUGGCAUACAUGCAAUUCCAAACCAAUAUAUUAAACCUCUGACCGAGAGGCCUGUCUUAAAACUACGUUCUCAGUUUCACCGACAUGUCGAUAUUCCCCUCAUUGAUCUCCACAACCUGUUCGGCAAAGACCCAGUCCUCCACCUCGACACCCUGAAUCGUAUCUCCGCCGCGUGCCGAGACUGGGGUUUCUUCCAGGCGGUGAACCACGGUGUUAGCCACGAGCUGAUGAGUCGAGCGCGCCAGGUCUGGCGUGAUUUCUUUAAUUUGCCGCUCGAAGCGAAGCAAGAGUACGCCAACGCGCCGACCACCUACGAAGGGUACGGUAGUCGACUGGGAGUCGAGAAAGGAGCGGUUCUCGACUGGAGCGAUUACUUUUUCCUACAUUACUUGCCGAUUUCUUUGAGGAACCAGAGCAAGUGGCCCGACCAGCCGUCAUGUUGCAGGGAAGUGGUGGCGGAAUAUGGUUGUCAAGUUGUGAAACUAUGCAAAACGCUUCUGAAAGCAAUGUCGACAGAUCUCGGACUCAAGGAAGAGUAUAUAGAGAAUGCGUUUGGUGGAGAUAACAUGGGGGCUUGUUUUAGAGCGAAUUUCUAUCCAAAGUGUCCUCAGCCGGAGCUUACUCUAGGUCUUUCUUCACACUCCGACCCCGGCGGCAUCACCAUUCUCCUACCCGAUCGCGACGUUGCUCGACUCCAAGUGCUCAACGAUGGUGAUUGGAUCACCGUGAAUCCUGUUCCUGAUUCUUUGAUUGUCAUCAUUGGAGAUCAGAUCCAGGUUCCUCUAGUUGUUUCUUUUUCUUUCUAUAACUAUUGGUAUUCAAUUCAUUGUAUACAUGUAUAUUUAAUACAGGUGAUGAGCAAUGCAAUAUACAAGAGCGUGGAUCACCGUGUGACGGUGAACUCGGCAAAAGAUGGGGUCUCCCUGGCCAUGUUCUUUAAUCCCAAGAGUGAUUUAGUGAUAGAAGCAGCGGAGGAGCUGGUGAGUGAGGAGCGACCGGCGCUGUAUGAAGCCAUGACAUUUGAUCACUACAGGGUUCAUAUGAGGAUGAAGGGUCCUUGUGGCAAAAAACGCCUCGAGUCCUUGAAAUUCAAUACCCCAUAGUAAGUGUGAGAUUAAACACUUGCAUUUAAAUAAUUAAUCAUUCUCUCCGGUCCCAGAUGCUUUUGAUCAGCUUAUUUGA
Molecule: messenger RNA, 1290 nt
Organism: Hibiscus syriacus
Lineage: Eukaryota; Viridiplantae; Streptophyta; Magnoliopsida; Malvales; Malvaceae
Product: probable 2-oxoglutarate-dependent dioxygenase ANS
Exons: 2
Coding region: 63-1211 (382 amino acids)
Source: RefSeq, a predicted model, not a curated record